Messenger RNA from Oncorhynchus gorbuscha (pink salmon), 478 nucleotides. Its product is annotated as LIM domain only protein 3-like. Lineage: Eukaryota; Metazoa; Chordata; Actinopteri; Salmoniformes; Salmonidae. Gene Ontology annotation, molecular function: DNA-binding transcription factor binding; transcription coactivator activity. The record is from RefSeq and is a predicted model, not a curated record. Gene Ontology annotation, biological process: positive regulation of transcription by RNA polymerase II. Gene Ontology annotation, cellular component: nucleus.
UUCUGUGUUCGUGCGCGCGGACGAGGUGGGAUUGUUACACAUAACAAAAGAUAGCCACCCUCGGUGAGAAAACGGAACGUGCGUGCAUACAGCUGGCUGAUUGCUCACUUGGCCAUUAUAGCGAGAUCAUCCAUCCAUCGGGUGAAUUUAGGAUUCUGGGUUCGGACCGAUCUCUUGUUGCAUGGUGGUUCGGGCUCCCGACGAGGGUCAACAAAUGCAGAAAGGGGAGAAAAGUUUCGGUAUACAAAUGCUCUCCGUCCAGCCGGACACCAAGCAGGGCUGUGCCGGCUGCAACCGGAAGAUUAAGGACCGAUAUCUGCUCAAGGCCCUGGAUAAAUACUGGCACGAGGACUGUCUCAAGUGUGCCUGUUGUGACUGCAGGCUGGGAGAGGUGGGCUCCACGCUCUAUACCAAAGCCAACCUCAUCCUCUGUCGGAGAGAUUACCUACGUUUAAGGGAAGUUGCUAACGAGCACUAG